AUGAGUGGAACGGUUAGUAAUGACCAUGAUGAGGAGAAAGAGGUCCCGGGUUCGAACCCUGGUGCGACCACUUUGAACGCGCACUUGAUUGACUUGGACAGUGCUACAGAGACUAGUCCAGCAGAGGAACAGAAUGUGCAGGCUAGUGGACCGUUUCCGCCUGAAUCGACUCGAAAGAGGAAACAUAGCAAACGCCGUAAAUUGCAAUGGCGAUCACCGCCUCCCGAGUCUGAUGGAUUCGUAACACAUUUGAUGUCUAUCGAUGGUGGAAAGGCGUCGGUAUCCUUGCUUUUGCGAGACCUCACUCUUAAUCUCCUAGGAGGAGGGCCAGAAGGGUCUGCUGGGGAUGAUGGAACUCGCGGGAAGAGGAAGAAAAAGAAGGGAUGGACAAAGAAGUCGAAGGAGGGCGGAGCGAAGCAACAUAUAUAUAAUAGUCGAACUCGUUGCGCGUUGUUUGAUGUGGCCAAGGCGUUUGGUAUAUCAUCGCAUGUUAUUGAGGCUUGGGAGUGUGAGGUUGGAUUGGAGUUGAAUGCAGCGUUGAGGAGAGGACAGGAAGAGGAGGAAGAACAACAGCAACAGCAGAAGCAGCAGCAGCGACUGGAGAAUCGGGUCCAGCCAGGAGUUGACCAUGUUCAGGCCAGUACCGGGUCAAGGCUAUCACGAAGGAUGAAGAUAGGUGCUGCAGCAUUGGGUGGAGGGGCCCUAUUAGCUCUCACUGGAGGUCUGGCUGCGCCUGCGGUGGUUGCUGGUACUAAAGGGCCUGGCCAGUAUAGGGACGGCUCUGGGUACAGCAAGGGGUACUUCAAUGUCGUUCAAAACGUUGUUCUGCUCGGCGCUCCGAUAGCCGUGACUUUCGACGCGCCUGCCGUAGGAUCUGACCAUAAAAAAUCAUGGCGCAGGGCGCGCGCUGUUGUAGCAGGAAGGUUCAUCAACGGCUACACUAGCAGUGAUUGGGUAUUAGGAUUCCUGUAUCGGUAUAUGGAAUGGGGAGUUAAAGUGGCGGGGCUGAGCGCUGCUCGGGGCAUCUCUGGUGUGGAGAAUAUAGACCUGGGAAAGUUGGUCGAACGGCACGACCACUACCCUGAAUAUUUCACCGAGAUCAUGGCGAAUCUGGACAUUCUCGAGUGAGUGUUGGACACUUGUGUAGACUUGAUGCUCGAAAGAAGUGUGCAGUAAUAGUCGUAUUUGAUUAU
Perkinsus marinus ATCC 50983 is the source of this 1193-nucleotide messenger RNA. RefSeq lists its product as hypothetical. Lineage: Eukaryota; Perkinsozoa; Perkinsida; Perkinsidae. The transcript is spliced from 8 exons. Bases 1 to 1128 code for a protein of 375 amino acids. The record is from RefSeq and is a predicted model, not a curated record.